Molecule: messenger RNA, 2820 nt
Organism: Frieseomelitta varia
Lineage: Eukaryota; Metazoa; Arthropoda; Insecta; Hymenoptera; Apidae
Product: brain protein I3
Exons: 3
Coding region: 809-1183 (124 amino acids)
Source: RefSeq, a predicted model, not a curated record
UUGCAAAACAGUUCAAUUGUUAAUAAAUUAUAUAAAUUCAUGCAUAUUUAAAUAUUUUAUUUUCGUUUCAUAUUUAUUUUGUCCGUUUUGGUCUUAAUUACUUUAACAUCCACUUCAUGUAAUUUAAUCAACGUAAUCGAACAACGAAGACAACUAUAUAAAUAUUUGAUGAUUUUCAAACAAAUAUUUAGGAAGAUAAAAACUCCAGAUAAAAAGUCAAAUAAGAAAUUUGAUUUUUACGUUAACUUCGACGAUGAAAAUGAAAAUUUAAAUUGUUCAUUUAAAUUGCUGUUGCGAUUGCUAAUUUAAUUACGCCUGAUUCUCGCACGACGGGCAACGAUCCAUUUCAAUUCAAUCUAGAAACUCUUUUCGACUCGUACGUUGAAUUGCUCGUAUUAAUUACGUAAAAAAUUACGACUGUUACAUCGUACGAGAAAAAAAAACAAAUAGACGACUGAUGGAAUAUCAUUAUCUAACGACCGCAGGGAUGAGGCGCAGCACGUGAGUCAUGCAAUUCGAAACGAUUUGUAUCAAAUUCAAACUCAAUAUAAUGAAAUGACGUCAUCAACCAUCAGCCAAUAAAGCUCCAAUUUCUAAUCGGGAAGAUAAAAGCAAAAUCUUAAUCUUAUGGGAUUUAAUGAAUCCUCUCAAGUGAAAGUAGUGAUGCACCAGUUGUUUUGACAUUGUGUCACGAGGCCCAGGGAUCAUUGCGCAGUGCUAACUGUCAAAAAGCCAUUGUGCUCAAUGCUAAUUAUUUAAUUGAAUCGUACGAAUUGCUAACAAAAGCGAUUGAUUCAAUUGUUAAACGAUGGAGAAUCAACCAUUAACUACAGGGGAUGAUAGACCUCCGUCUUACGCAGCGGCCACCGCACUAAAAGGUUACAAUGCAACACAAUGUGGAGGAUCUACUUCUUGGCCUCCACCUCCGGGAUAUUUUCCUAGCACUAGUGGAACUAAUAAUUACAACUAUGUACCUUCUUAUGGUUCUACACAAUCAACCACAAUAAUUAUGCCAGAGAUAAUUUUAGUUGGAGGAUGUCCUGCAUGCAGAGUGGGCGUAAUGGAAGAUGAUUUUACAUGUCUGGGACUACUGUGUGCAAUCCUGUUCUUUCCAUUUGGAAUAAUUUGCUGCUUAUUGUUAAAGACUCGGCGUUGUUCUAAUUGCGGUGCCUAUUUCGGUUAAUAUGUUACUAUGUGUAGUGACACGACUCUGACGGGAAGUAAAUGCAUUAUUAAGCUAACUUAAAUGCAACUACUGUAAUAAUUUAAAUAAGGAAGUGUAAAAACAAAGCAUAAGAAAUUAAUUUUUUACUGGUAUUGUGCAACUGGGUGAUAAUCUAUGUAAGGUAUUCUAAGGGAAAGUAAUGUUCCAAUGAUUAGGGAUGUAUACAAUUGGUAAUUAUGAGAAACACAAGUUUGUAAAAUGUUGACAUACAAUUAAGCAUUUAAUACUCUAUGCAUUUAAAACUUUGGUGAUUUAAACAGAACUUGUGCUAUUUUGUAAAUUUUAUGCAACUUCCUGUAAGGUAUUGAUUAACGUUGUUGCUCUUUAAUAUAGGAUAUUUUGUUAUAAUGAAAAAUGAAAUAGUUUAUAUUUAUAUAUAUUAAUAUUAUUAUAUACUUUAAAAUAUAUAAUAUAUAGAUAUAGCAUAGCAUUUUAAAUAUAUUUCUAUCAGAUAAUAAAAAAAAAGCAAUGAAAAUGAUUCGGAAUCAUGUACUUAAAAUAUAUUUGCAGAUAUAAAAGUUAUCUUAAACAGAUUUCAUUGAAAUUCUUUCGUAACCAGUACUUACUGAUUAGGAGUAUUUUGCAUACAAAGUAUUUUGAAUAACUUUUAAUAAAAUAACUUAUCAAAGUUUAUAUAUUUUAUUAAAAAUAAAUUCAAUGAAAUUUGUGGCCUGUGCUUUUAUUAUUUACGUCAUUGUUUUACAGCGACGUUUCUUGAUGCAUAUGCACUUGUAAUGCGUUUCUAAAAAUACGUUUGAAUCUCAAAGGGGAAACUUAGUAAAUCUUUUCCUGUAAAUGUAGUCGAUGUUGUAAUGAAUGUGAGAGUGUGAGUGAAAUGAAACUUAUUAAUCAUUCGCAUUGCAAUUUAUAUUUUUAUAAAACAAAUGUCAUUCUAAUGUUGAUAGAAAUUAUCUCUAUUUGUUAAAUUGGUCCAGAUCUGACUUUUGAAAGGAUUUCGGUCUAUAAUUUUACGCUGACUAGAUUCAAACGAAAAGAAUAAUAUAUUGUAUUAUGCUAGAUGAUGUACUAAGACACUAAGUACCUGAAAACACGAAAUAUUUUUCUAAACUACUAAUAAUUCUUCUGUAAACAGAAAGGUACGUUUGGCUUCUCUAAAAACAUAUUUGUAUAACACAAAAUGAAACUGUUAUUAAAAACUGCAAUUAUUAUUAAUUUUUGAAACUAUAAGAAAUUUCUAAAUACUGUGUAACACAGGUGAAACAUACCUAUAAGAUAAAUAUUAAGUAACAUCAAAUAAUACAAUUAUACAAUGUUUAAUGAUUUAAUUAAUGAUUAAUAUUCGAUUACGAAUAUAUUUCGUUCUCAGAGAUCUUGUUCCUUGAAUACACAGAUCAACAUAUUUAAUACAAAAUAUGAACAGUAUUAUUCGUGUUGAUUGAAAUUUGGUACUCUCGGCGGUUGUAAUUCAAGAAACUCACAUCCUAAUGAUAUUAGACACUGUACACGCGAUAUGUGAAUGAUAUAUUCGCACUUCAUCAUGAUCUUCAACAUGCAUAUUCAUAUAUGCGUAUGUAUAUGACAUAAGUGUUUUCUUUUUUCGUCGCAUUAUUGGAAUGUAUACAAUCAUUAUCGAA